GUGGAAUCAUGUCAUGCAAGGAUGGAUAAUAUUACUUUAAUGGAAGUGGCGUACAUUAAGCGAUCAUUAAUUAUAGCUAGUCGUGAAAUUGAGGCGCUUAACAAAUCGUUCCAUGAAUUAUCCAGUCAAAGCAGUAGUGAUCAAAGAUAUCUAGUAGCUUGA
Messenger RNA from Loa loa (African eye worm), 162 nucleotides. RefSeq lists its product as hypothetical. NCBI's taxonomy places the organism in Eukaryota, Metazoa, Nematoda, Chromadorea, Rhabditida, Onchocercidae. The record is from RefSeq and is a predicted model, not a curated record. The transcript has a single exon. The annotation marks the transcript as partial.